Bacillus rossius redtenbacheri is the source of this 5751-nucleotide messenger RNA. RefSeq lists its product as uncharacterized. NCBI's taxonomy places the organism in Eukaryota, Metazoa, Arthropoda, Insecta, Phasmatodea, Bacillidae. Bases 1222 to 2784 code for a protein of 520 amino acids. The transcript is spliced from 2 exons. The record is from RefSeq and is a predicted model, not a curated record.
GAAGUAAUGCAAGCAUUAACCAAAUUUGUCUCUUAUUACAUGUUUUGCCUUAAUUUACCACACCAUAUAUCUGAAUUUUAAGUUAUGGUAAAUCUUGAUUGGUGCAGUUACAAGAGCACUCAUCUUAUAACAAAUGAAAUGAGUCUUGUGGUGAUAGUGUUUUGUUGUUAUAAAAACACUCAGUGUUUGGUAGCUAAGGACAGUAUUAAACAGGGUGUCCAGCGACCUGGAAAACCUGGAAUUGUCAGGGAAUUUCGUGUGUCAGGGAAAAGUCAGGGAAAUGUCAGGGAUUUUUUAAAAAUCGUCUGGAAAUUUUGGCCGUGUUUGUUCUUCACGCAGCAGCACGAUACAAUAUGCAUAUCGAUUGUUCAAUUCGCCGCGUACACAAUGAUCGACGUAUCGAUUAUAAUCGGCACAUGGCUGUACACAUUGCGGCCUGUUAGGCUGGCCAAAAUGGCGCGCAUUUGUGUACUCUUGUUGAUUUUGGUUAUCGUUUUUGUUGAUGGAUAAGUGAAUUAUUAUAUCAUCAGCCAAACAAAGGUCACAACAUGGCUUCAAAACUCAGAAAAACUACAUUCAGGGAUGAAUGGAACCAGAACCCAUCCCUCUCAUGGGCUCAGGCUAUUGAUGGUAGCCCAUAUGCAGCUUGGUGCAAACUUUGCAAUCACAGGAUUGAACUGAGUAAUAUGGGGAAGCAGGCUCUUACCAGUCAUGCAUCUGGAGUGAAACACAGCAGAAGAGUGCAAGGAUUUCACAUGAGUUUAUCCAUAGCAGUGUACUGUAAAACAACUAGGCCUACAUCAGCAGCGUCACAAAAUAAUUCUGCUUCAGAGUCUUCUUCACCUUUGUCUGAAUCUUCAAAAUUGUUUAGUUCUGAUGUACCCAGCUCACCUCAAGUAUCUUCCCCUCCGUUGUUCCAAACAGAUCCAGUCAGCAGUUCUAAAUCUCUGCCUGAUACUUCCUCGAAUGCUGAUAAUUCUUAUCUAAACCCAUCCGCAACAUGUUCUUGCACGUGCACAUGUGGCAGUGCUAGAAAGGAAUCAAAAUCAUUGACAAAUUACUUAUUAAAUGAUUCUGUAACACGUGCCGAAAUACUUUGGUGUUUGUAUUGUGUUAUGGCUCAUAAUUCCUUAAGGAAUGCAGAAAAUAGUGUAGCAAUGCAUCGUAAGAUGUAUCACGACAGCAAAAUUGCAGCUAAAUUGCAGUUGGGAAAAACAGCAAAUGGACAUUUCUGUCCGUUACUGGAAUGAAGAUGAUUCAAUUACUUGCACUCGAUAUCUUACAUCAGCAUUUCUCGGCCAUUCGACUGCAGCAGACCUGUUAAGUGCUUUUAAAAACUCUUUGCCUGUGAAUACAUUACACAAAAUUAUACAGGUGUCGAUGGAUGGCCCCAAUGUAAAUUUGCGGUUUUUAAAAGACUUGAAGCAAGAUUUGAAGGAAGGUCGUACUGAUGAGGGGGUAAUAUUGGAUAUCGGCACUUGUGGCUUACAUUCAUUACACUGUGCCUUCAAAGGCGCAAUGAAGGAAACUGGUUGGGAAAUUGUUAAAUUCUUGCGUGCUAUUUACAACCUGUUUCAUAACAUCCCCACUCGUCGUGCAGACUACAUUAGAAUAACUGGUUCCAGCUUGUUUCCUCUAAAAUUUUGUCCAGUUCGUUGGUUAGACAACGUUCCUGUAGCAGACAGAGCAUUGAAAAUUUUACCAAAUCUUCGGAACUAUGUUGCUGGUCUAAAGUCAAAUACAGAACCUACGUGUGCUAGUUUUGUUAUAGUGAAAAGUGCUAUUAAAGAUGUGUUACUUGGACCUAAACUUGCUUUUUUUUCAUCUGUUGCUGCUGAAGUUGAACCACUUCUCAAAGAAUAUCAAACAAAUGACCCCAUGGCGCCGUACCUCUUUUCCGACUUUUCUUCAGUCAUCAAGAAUUUUAUGACUAGAUUUGUCAAAGCAGACGUAAUGGCAAAUACUACCCUGAGCAAAAUAGAUUUAUCUGCAAAUAAUCUUUUGUCAAGUAAAAAAAUUGACUUAGGUUUUGGGACACGAGCUGCAUUACGUUCAGAAAAUGCAAGUCAGAAGGAUAUGGAAUUAUUUAGAGCAGACUGUCUAAAAUGCCUGCAGGAAUGUGUGAAAAGGAUUUUCAAGCGCUCACCUCUUACAUUCAGCUUGACAAGAGGCAUUUCAUUUGCUGAUCCUUCUGUAGCCCUUAUUCCCGAUUUGGCGAUCAAGAGGCUGUCAUGUGCCUUAGAUAUAUUUGUUAGUCAUAAUUGGCUCUCUGGAAUUCAAGGUGACAAAAUAUCGAAGGAAUUCAAAAGAUUGUGUUCAUUGACUGCAGUGCAGGAACAUUUGAAACUCCAUGUCCGAUCCAAAGUACGCCUGGAUAAGUUUUGGUUUGACCUUUUAAAUGUUUACUGUAGUGAAAAUACAGGGCAUUUAGCAUCUUUUUUGAAAAUGAUAUUUAUUAUGUCUCAUGGCAACGCAGCAGUAGAAAGGGGAUUUUCAAUAAACAAACAGUGCUUGGUAGAAAAUCAGCUGGACAUUUCACUGAUUGCUCAGCGUACAAUUCAUGAUGGUAUUUUGUCAGCUGGAGGUCUGGAUAAUUUUGUCGUAUCUAAAAGAUUUAUUCAUGCUGCUCGUAAUGCAUAUUUAAAAUACAAGGAAUACACGGAACAACAGAAGAAGUUAUUAAAGGAAAAGGAAGAACAAGAAAAGCAGCUGCUGAACUCUCUGCUUUGGAAGCUAAGAAAAAGAAAAUCUUGGAAAAUGCUGAAAAAGAAGCUGCUGUAUUAAGCUUCCAGAUAGAAGCUUUAAAAAAGUAGUGCUGCUAAGAAAAACCUUUGUUAAAAUUUUAAUUUGUGAUUGGAUUUAAAAGGUUUUUUUAAAGUUUUAAGUUUGGAACUAUUGCAUACUUAGCUAAUUUGAAUACUAUAUAUAUUAUUUUUAAAUAUGAAGUGGAACUGACUUAUGUUUUCAAAACCAUCUAGUGAGUAACUCUUGAAGAAAUUGAGGAACAUGGUGAUAUGUGAGUACAAUAAACAUAUUUCAUAUAUUUUUUUUCACAUUUUGUAUUUUAGUAUUAGACCUAUUUACACAGUUGCUGUUGCUUAAAAUUUCGCAGUAUAUUUUUACAUAUAUUAUAGUGUAAAAAAUAUUGACAAAGUUUAUAAGAAUUUAAAUGGGAACGAGCAUAGUGUCAGGGAAAAUCCUAAUUUUGUCAGGGAAAACAGGGAAAUGUCAGGGAUUUUUGAAAUCCAUUUUCACUGGACACCCUGUUAAAGAAAAAGAACUAACAAACUAAACCAUACAACUACCAUUUCAGAAGGGUGUAUUACGUGACACAGUAACUGUCAAAAUUUCAGUUAUUCUUAUAUAAAAGUCAAUUAGGAAUUUAGCUCUUAAAUUUUUGGAUUCUAAUAAUUGUUUUAUUUUUGAAAAAAAGAUAUUUUGUUACAUUGACAGAAGUAAUUAUUUCCAGUCAGGUACUUGAAAUUUUAUAAAAUUGGCCGGUGUUCCUUCUGAAAAAAUGAAUCGAACCGUAUCGAAGACAUGACUCACCGAUGCAUUUCUUGCCCGUGGAAUCCAAGACGUAACCUGCCGGACACUCGCACCUGAAGGAGCCGUCGGUGUUGAUGCAGUCGCCCCCGUCGCAGGCCCCGGGCAUGAAGGAACACUCGUUGAGGUCCUCCCCGGUGUCGCCCCGGCCCGGCCCUUGGGGGCACAGCCUCAGGAACGCCUCUGCGAGCAUCCAGGGACAGCCAGCUCAAGCUUAUAAACAUUGAGAGCCUGCCUACUUCGCUAUGCAAUCAGCUAGAAAUCUGAAUCCUGCAAAGGUACAGACAAGAUAUUGUGGUUUUAUUUUAAGGAGAGUUUAAUUUUUAAAAUAGAGAUUUCCAUGUUUAUGUUUUUUAAGAAAUAGCAUACUUUGCUAUGCAAUCAGCUAGAAAUCUGAAUCCUGCAAAGGUAGAGACAAGAAUUUUUUGGUUACAUUUUAAGGACAUCUUAUCUUGUUAUCAUCGGGGAACGUACCAAGUGUGUUGGUGUGCCAAAUGUAAAUUUAUGAUAGCGAAACUACCUCGGAAUAGUUUUUGUACACUUUAAUGGUCAUAACAAGAAAUAUUCGCAACUUUAAAGUACUUGGAUAAUUAGAAAGGCUGUUCUAUUUUUGUUCGAUGGUGCUGCUAUCUCUAGUAUUUUGGCCAUGACAAUCGUAUCGAUGGUUGCGGAACGUCCCCUACAAUGCGUUGAAACCAGUUUCUAGCCUCGCGCAGGGCACCGUUUAUUAAAACAGUUACCAAUAUUCGGUUCCUUGUUGGGAUUCGGUUCGAACACAUUCUGGAAUACGGCCCGCGAGUUAGGUUAUGGUUGUGUCCCAACAAGGCAGUGCUACCCAAACACCCAAGUCUCAGAGUUGAACACCCCACCAACAGAACACCUAAACAGAGGUGUGAUGUGGUCCACGCGUGCUCCUCACCAGAAUGUGGUGGCGGGCACUGCUCGCAGUACUGUCCCCACGCCGCUCCCAUGGAGCAACAGCACUUCUUCACGGUUAUCGGCUCCUGGCGUGGGUUGGCGCACUGCCCUGAAACACAGCCUCUCAUACAGUAUUCAGAUUUGUAACAAGAUGUAAAUGAAGUCAUAUGUAAAGUAUUUGUUAACAUCAAUACCUUAAAGCAGUGGUUCUCAAAGAGUGGCCGGACUUCACUGAUGCCCCCUAUAAGAUUUCCGGGAACACCCUGUGGUGUUCCAGGGAAAUAUGUAUGCAGAUAUAAAAAUUAAUAUAGUUACUCUAUUAUACCAUUUCAUUAUGCACAUACCGUUUUUUUGUGUUAACACAUCAUUAUUUGUGUUAUUUGAACAACUCUGCAGGUUUUGCUCGUACAGUGAUUUAGUUAUGUACGGCACUGUAAUCAUUUGUAGGCUCAACUUAAAAAAUCUUGAGAACCACUGCCUUACAGUGAGUGAUAAUAUUUUACUAAAGUAAAAUUUGCAGGUAAAGAAAAAUAUUUUGCUCAGUUGAUAACUAUGAGAGAAAUCUCGUCAGUUAAGACAAAAAUAACGUGGUGCAGCUCCAGCAAUUAGUAUGAGAGAUAAUCUGAUGGCAAAUUUUCAGGAUUCAAAGCAACACUGUGGUACACAAACCACAGGUAGCAUUGGACUUAGAAAUCAAAUGCGUUACCUCUGUUGAAAGUGUCGUAGCAGAACUCCUCCCUGAUGUCGAUGCACUUCAUGCCUGUCUCGCUGAGGACGUAUCCUUCCGGACACUCGCACAUCACCCCGCCGUCCGUGUUCAAGCACUCCCCCUCUUCGCAGAUGCCGGGGUUCUCCACGCACUCGUUCACGUCUGCAGCGACAUCAACAUGCCUUCUGGGUCACCCUCUAGCGGCCAGCUUCCAAGUUAUGCUUGAUAAGGCUUUACGUCACAUGGUUAUGCACAGAUGCUUAAGGGAGAAAUGACCUUCAAGGUUAUAGUGGUCUCCAACCCUUUUGGGUACAGACUCAAUUCUCACAAGUUUGAGUUUUCAACAGGCUGUAAGUCAAAAGUAAACAUUUAUUUUAAAAAAAUAGAUGUGAUAGGCCUGUGCGAAAACUAGUUUUCUGAUGUGAAGUGAAUAUCAAAUAGAAUGUUUAAAAUACUCGUGAGGUCGAAUCAAAUUGCGAAAAAUUUCUGGGUGAAGCUGUAUUACAUUUAUUUUAUAAACCACAGGAUUCAAGUAAAAAAAUAAUUGUUCAAUGUUUGUAGUGUUGGAAUGGAUGUGA